Cherax quadricarinatus is the source of this 9152-nucleotide messenger RNA. Lineage: Eukaryota; Metazoa; Arthropoda; Malacostraca; Decapoda; Parastacidae. The record is from RefSeq and is a predicted model, not a curated record.
AUGCUCAAAUUCAACCAAGAUGCUUUGUUUUUAUUUAAAAAUCUUUCAAAAAAAAUUCUUUGUGAGUUGACAUUAAACUCAAUGUGUGAUGAUAAUACAUUAAGCCUACUAUCACAGCUUUCUCUCCAAGAACUCAAUAUUAUGAGUUGUACAGCAAAGGAGGAAAGCAUUAUCAAAGGACUUUGUGGAUUACCAUUGUGCACAGCUCAUGACGUGCUGAACUCAGUUGCUCAUGGUGAUUUUCGGUUACACAAAUUAUCCCCUUUAAGAAAAUCUCUAUGUAGAUUUUCUAUUUCUGUCCGCGUUGUACAAAACUUGGUGUACCAUGCAAUCUUGUUUAUAUUCCCUAAUUUGCAUAAGUAUAAUCCCCACAUCAAUAUAAUUCAAUGUAUUCAACACUAUGCAAAGGCUUGCCAGUACCUCACCACAUGCAACUCAUGUUAUAAUCUACCCACUCUGAAGCUAGAAAGAAUAAACAUGGGCCGUGUCAGCAAAAAUGAGAUACUAGAAAUAAGUGAAGUCUGUCCAAAUGUCAGAGAAAUAUCAGUAAUUGUUGAGCUCAACUGCAGGGAAACACUGUGUGCACUACAAAUAUGUAAACUACUUACUCACAUUGAACUUGCUUAUUACCCAUCUUUUUCUUCAUCUAUUCCAAAAAUAAAUGGAGAAGAACUCAUCCCCAUCAUCAAGAAAUUUAAGCAACAGAUACAACAUUUAAGUCUCACUGGCUUUAACAUUAACAGUACAGUGCUACAUGAGUUAUCUCAGUUACCAGUGUUAAAAUCAUUGGAACUUCACAACUCUUGGUUGUCAAACCAACAAACUUGCCCUCAGAAACCUUUUCCAUGUCUUGAAAAUCUCACUCUGCAGUUUCUUCCUCCUCAAUACACAAUGCAGCUCUUUACUGCUAGCUCAAAUUUAGUCAAAUUAAGCUUUGACAAUAUUGCUUCUGACUGGGAGGGAAAUUACCUCACAGAUGCACAUAUAAAACACCUAGUAACUUCAGGAAUGAUCAGUUCGGUUCAGUCAUUUUCAGCAUCUUCCCCCUUCCUGACCCUUUCCUCUAUCAAGUUUUUGUCAUUUCUUCCAUUUUUGAGAAACAUUAGUCAUGUUGCCCACUGGGGUUUAACACUAGAAGAAUUAAGCUGUCUAAAUCACUGUAACCCAUCUCGGGUACAAUGUAUACCUUGACUCAAUGCAUUCUAGUUCUAAAAGGUCAAUAAACUGUACAUUUUAAUAGUUUUCUUAUGAAUGAAUUAAACAAUGAAUGCAGAAAAGUGGUGAUGAGAAUAAGUGAAGUAUUAUACAUAAAAAGAUUAGAGGAUAGAGUGAAGGAAAGGCUUAUGAAGGAAUUAAAUGUACAGUGGACCCCCGGUUAACGAUUUUAAUCCGUGCAAGAGGGCUCAUCGUUAUGCGAAAUAAUCGUUAUGCGAAUGAAUUUUCCCCAUAAGAAAUAAUGGAAAUCAAAUUAAUCCGUGCAAGACGCCCAAAAGUAUGAAAAAAUUUUUUUUUUACCACAUGAAAUGUUAAUUUUAAUACACACAAACUGAAAAAAGGCAUGCACAAUUAAAUGACACUUACUUUUAUUGAAGAUCUGGUGAUGAUUGAUUUGGGAUGGGAGGAGGGGAGAGCAUUAUCUUCUUACUGUUUAGAAGGGGAAUCCCCUUCCAUUACGACUUGAGGUAGCAAGUCCUUUUCCGGGGUUACUUCCCUUCUUCUUUUAAUGCCACUAGGACCAGCUUGAGAGUCACUGGACCUCUGUCGCACAACAAAUCUGUCCAUAGAGCUCUGUACCUCCCGUUCCUUUACGAUUUGUCUAAAAUGGGCCACAACAUUGUCAUUGAAAUAGUCACCAGCACGGCUUGCAACAGCUGUGUCAGGGUGAUUUUCAUCUAUAAAGGUUUGCAGUUCAACCCACUGUGCACACAUUUCCUUAAUCUUUGAAGUAGGCACAAUGGAUUCCACAACUGGCAUAGGCUUCUCAGGGUUAGCCCCAAACCCUUCAAAAUCUUCUUAAUUUCCAUACUAAUUCUCACCCUUUUUACCACAGGGUUGGCACUAGAAGCUUUCUUGGGGCCCAUGGUCACUUAUUUUCCAGAAACAGCACCGAAAACACUGUAAUAAUACGAAAUAUUCCGAGUGUAUGCUUGGAUGUUACCGCGGAGGCUGGCUGGUAAACAAUGGGACGGCCGGCACAUGUGAGGCUGGCUGAGGGCACAUUGGACGCGUCUCGGACGAAAAUCGGUAAGCGGGUUUUUAAUCGGUAUGCGCGGCAAAAAUUUUGCGAUAAAAGUAAUCGGUAUGCGGAAAAAUCGCUAUGUGAUGCCAUCGUUAUGCGGGGGUCCACUGUACGUAUUUAGAUUCUUGGCAGUGGAUGUAUCAACAGAUGAGUCUAUAAGGAAUGAGGUAAAUAACAGAACAGAUGAGGGGAUAGAAAAGUGCUGAAUAUUGAGAAUCUGUGCUAGUAAAGAUAGUUACCACUUUUGUUUGGUUGUGAAACAAUGUAACAAAAUUUUUGAGUCUGAUAUCAAUUAUGGUAUUUGUGCCUGGGGAUCAACCACAGCCAACCACCUUAAACCUUUAAUAGCCCAACAAGAAGUUGCAGUGCGGAUGAUUACCAGCUCCAUUACCAUUGGGCCCGUAGAUCUGAAAUUCACUACCUGAACUGGUAAAGGAUCCCCUGACUGCUUACUAAUUUAGGACUUUGCUUAAAAAUCAUCUCAUCUCUCAAUACUAACCAAACCAACCAAAACAACUUCUAAUCAGUUAUUAUAUGACCUCUAGUUUAUUAAACAUCUGCCAAUCUAUGAAAUAUUACUGCCUGAACCAUUAAUUAUAAUAGUUUUUAUCAUGGGCAACUUCAAAGAUUAUUAUUCUUAUCAACCUCCACCUUGACUACCUCACAUUAGUAUUAAGAUUAAAUAAUGAUUUUAAUAAAAGUUAACCACUCUUAUCUUGUCUAGAUUUAAGUUGUUAUUACAUAUUAGGAUUAGUCUGCUCAAAAUGCCCCAGCAUGAUAGUGGCUUUCUUUGUAAUUAGCAAACCAAAAUUGUAAUUACACAUUCUAACCUUUAUUCUUUAAUGUGGUGUGCAUAUUAUGAUGAGAGUAAGGAAUAAAUUGUAAAUCAGUGUGCUGUUAUGAAAGAUAUUCAAUACUGUAUUGCAAGAGUUGAUUAUUAUUAUUAUUAUUAUUAUAAUCAAAAAGAAGCGCUAAGCCACAAGGGCUAUACAGCGCAAGAGCUGAUGAGGGCUUUGAAAAUGGGAUGGUUGUAAAGAAAGAAUUGUGAAAGAUGGGUUAAAAAAAUUAUAUAAAUCUGGGGUGGAGGAAGAUGCAAUAAGGAAUGUUUGAUGAAUGGCUGGAAACAGAGCUUUGAAACAGUUUGGCAGGGUAGGGGUCAUCUAAGAAAGGAUGGAGGAAGUAAAGGAGGUUUAGUGGAAAAGGGGUUUGGACAUGCAGCAGGCAUAUACGAGCAUGUUAGCUAGGAGUGGAGAAAAUGGCUUUUGGGACCUGACAAGCUGUUAAAGUGUGAACAAGGUGAGGGGAUUCGGGAAAACUGGUUAGCAGACUUGAGUCCUAAAGGUGGAAAGUGCCUGCACUUUGAAGAGGUUUGAGAUAUUUGCUGUUUGGAGGAACAUCUGAAUGGUUGUAUCUGUCCACCUCUGGCAAGACAGUGACAUUGUGAGUAUUGUUUUCUGCAGCCCAUUUAAAGACUUGGUUAAUGUCCGCUUGGAGAUUUGCAGUGUCCUUGAUGGACAACACUGUCAUGCAAAUUCUGGUAUCAUCAGCAAGGGAGGACACGGUGCUGUGGCUUACAUCUCUGUCUGUAUCAGAUAUGAGGAUAUGUGGAACAGAGCUUUUCACUGUGGCCACCUCUGACUUUACUCUGUUUACUAAUACUCUUUGUGUUCUAUUUGUUAGAAAGUUAUAGAUCUAUCUACCAACUUUUCCUGUUAUUCCUUUAUCACACAUUUUGUGUGCUAUUACACCACGAUCACUUGCCGCAGGCUUCUGCAGUCUGUGUAUACUACAUCUUCAUUAUGCUUGUUUUCCAGUGCAUCCAGGACCAUGUCUUAGUGAUCCAGUAGUUGUGAGAAGUAAGAGCGACUUGCUCUAAACCCAUGCUGCCCUGUGUUGUGCAACUGAUGGAUAUCCAAGUAGUUGGCAAUUUUGCUUCUUAGAACCCUUUCAAAGAUUUUUAUGAUUUGGGACAUUAGUGCUAUCGGUCUGUAAUUCUUUGCAGUUGCUCUACUGUCACCUUUGCGGAAUAGGGCUAUAUCUGUUGUUUUUAGUGACUGUGGGAUGACCCUUGUGUCCAUGCUCCCUCUCCAUAGAAUAUUUAAGACACAUGAAAGGGGUUUCUUGCAGCUCUUGAUAAACACAGAGUUCCAUGAGUCUGUGCCUGGGCAGAGUGCAUGGGCAUUUCAUUUAUCGUAUUUUCAAAGCCCUGUGGUGUUAGGACUGUAUCAGAAAUUCUUGAAUUAACCAAAUUUUUAGUCUUGGUCAUAAAAAAAAUCAUUUAGAAUAUCGACCCUUAGAUUGAUUAACAGCUCACUAAUGCUGAGUCAUACUGGGACUUUAGUAUCUCACUUAUUUCUUUGCUGUUAUCUGGGUAAGUCCCAUCUCAUUUUUGCAGGGGCCCAAUACUGGAUGCUCUAGAGGUUUUUUUUUCCAUUUAUGGCUGUGUUUCUUGGAUCCUGUAUGAUUCCUUAAGCUUAAGUUUGAUAUUUUCUAUUUCUCUGGCCAGUGCUUCCUUCCUUAUUUCAGAUACAUUGGUCCCUUGCAGCAGCUCUGUGAUUCUUUGCCUUUGCCUAUAGAGGGAGCAUCUCUCUCUUUCUAGUAUACAUCAUCUCUUCUUUUUUCUUAGGGAAAUGUGCCUUGAGCAUACCUCAAGUGCCACAAAGUUCAUUCUUUCUAGGCAAAGGUUCAGAUCUGCGUUGUUUAGGAUAUCUUCCCAGCCUGUUUCAUUUAAGACUGUGUUUCUAUUAUCAAAGUUGAAUUUGGUGAAAGCACCCUUAUAAAUGAUCGCAUUUUGAAGGUCAGGAGCCUUGUAUAUACAUGUCUGUACUUCUGUUAUGUUGUGAUUUGAGUGUAUUGUCUUUAGUACUCUUAUAUUUCAUCCCAGAUCAUUAUUAGUGAAGAUAAGGUCAAGUGUAUUUUCCUGUCAUAUUGACUCCAUUGUUUGCUGGCUUAAGGUGAAUUUGAUGCAGAUAGUUAAUAGCUCAAAUGUGUCCGAAUUUUCAUCUGAUGCAAUUAAACAAAUGCUCGAACCGCUAUAUGCAGUGCUUGAAAAAAUUAAUAUCCUCUGUGGCUCUUCAUAGACCUGCAGAAAGCAUUUGAUACAGUGGACCACAAUAUCUCCUCCUUCAACUAGAACACUAUGGUGUCAGAGGACAUACUCUGAAUAACUAAAAUCUUACCUUAGCAAUAGUCACCACUGUGUCUCCACAAACAGUGUAACUUUGACUACUCAGCCUGUAGCCGUGAAGUGCCACAGGGUAAUUAAUGUCCUUGGCCCUCUGCUCUUUUUCGUGUACAUCAGUGAUCUUCCCACCACAUCUCAUCUCCUUAAACCAGUUCUAUUCACAGAUGACACUACUUAUGACUCCUCGCAUUCAAACACGGCUAUGCUUAGUGACACUGUUAAUGAUGAGCUACUAAAAAUUUCUACAUAGAUGAUGACCAACAAACUCACUCUCAAUAUGGACAAAACAUACUACAUGCUGUUUGGAAACAGAGCCUUAAAUAUCCAACUUAUCAUACUGUGCAAUGGUUCCCCCAUUACAGACACACUGAGGGCAAAUUUUUAGGUCAUCUUGACUGCAACCUUAAACUUCAGAUCCACAUCCAACAUAGCCAAGAAGGUCUCCAAAACACUAGGCAUACUUUCUAAAAUACUGUACUAUGUACCCUAAAUGGCACUACUUGCACUAUACCACUCUCUAACCUACCCUUAUCUCACCUAUGGUAUUUGUACUUGGGGAUCUACUAUGACCAAUCACCUUAAACCAUUAAUAACCCAACAAAAAGCUGAUGGGCAGAUGAUCAACUAAUGUGAUAGACAACACACCCCUCCACUCUUCAAGAGUUUGAACUUACUUAAUGUACAAAAUAUACACUCAUAUUACUGUGCCUACUAUAUAUAUAUAAAACAUUAAACCCAAAUAUAAACCCUCCUCUCAAACUUCUACUUGAUAGCUACAACAGAACACACAGGCACAACACAAUGCAUAAAAUUCUCUUUGGCAUCCCUCAUGUCCAUCUCACCCUAUGCAAAAAUGCAAUGCACAUAAAGGGCCCCAAGAUCUGGGAUUCAUUGCCCAAACCAGCAAAAGGUCCCCUGUCUGCCAAUCAAUCUAGGCACCCACAAACUAAAAAAACUAGGGAUAUUGUCCUAACUAAACCGAAUGAAGCCCAACAACAGCCUAUUGAUACAGUUAGCAAGAUAAAUGACUUUUUUUCAACCACAGGAUCAGAUCUCGCCAGUAAUAUCCCAGGUACCAACACCCGAGCAAGCAAUUACUUAGAUAGGAAUUUCUCAACCUCCUAUCUUGCACCAACCGAGCCCACAGAAAUCACUAGGAUUAUUAAAUCACUUAAAAGUAAAUCAGGAAAUCUGGCUCAACUUCGUCUAUUAUUGUACAAAUGAGCGGCUCAUGUUCUCUCACCUGUUAUUUCAUUACUCUUUAACAAAUCACUAGAAACCGGUACUUUCCCAGCACUACUCAAUAUACAAAGGUGGUGACCCCACAGAUGUAAACAACUACAGGCCAAUUUCAAACUUACCAUUGCUAUCCAAAAUCUUCAAGAAACUUAUACACAAGAGAUUAUAUUCCUUUAUAACAGUGCAAAGCAUCGUCAACCCCUGCCAAUUUGGCUUCAUAAAAAACAAGAGCACAACCGACACAAUUGUGAAAAUGCUAGACCUGCUUUACACUGCACUUGAAAAAAUGAAUUUCCAUUAGGACUCUUUAUCGACCUACGGAAAGCAUUUGAUACAGUAGACCACAGCAUCUUACUCCACAAACUUGAGCAUUAUGGCAUAAGAGGCCAUGCACUUACAUAUUUUAAAUCCUACCUAACAAACAGGCAGCAAUAUGUCUCUAUUAAGGACACAACCUCCUCAAUAAGACCACUGGAUAUUGGAGUACCACAGGAAAGUGUUCUUGGUCCCUUGCUCUUCCUCUUAUACAUCAAUGAUCUACCUACUGUUUCACAACACCUUAAGCCUAUUCUCUUUGCUGACAAUACGACGUAUGUCAUCUCCCACCCUAAUCUUGCCUUGCUUAACACUAUUGUUAAUGAAGAACUACAGGUCUCCCUCAACAUUCGCGAGGGUUAGGGGAUCAAGAACCUCGCGAAUGUUGAAAAAUCGCAAAUGUUUGGUGCCCCAAUAUAUUGUAGGGAAAUAUAAUACAAUACUGCUUCCUUAACCUAUUGAACCAUGAACAAUCAUAAAAUACAUGAAAACAUCAUAAAAUAUUAUACUACAGGUUUAAUAACAUGUAUGUUAUUAAAUAACACUGCCUCAACUACUGCCUCAACCACUGCCUCUACCACUGCCUCAACCACUGUGGCGCACUGCCUCGUAUUUUUGUACAAUUUCUUUUUUCAAGUCUGUCGUGUUUCUCAAUUUCUUUACCAAAGGGCUGGCACUAGCAAGUUGCUUUGGGCCCAUGGUUAAUUGUGUAGCAGUUGCACUCAAUCUACAAGCACCAAACACAAUGAAUUAUUGUGAAAUGUUUGGAAGAGUGCAGAGGCUAAUGCUCACUCCAGCAUAAACAAAGCCACACUGACUUAUGAUGCCUCAACCACUGCCUCCACCACUGCUUCAACCCUCAUAUUAUUGUACAAUUUCCUUCUUCAAUUCUAUCAUAUUAUUAUUAUUAUUAUUAUUAUUUUUAUUAGUAGCAGUAGCAGAAAUGUUCAAGUCUUUGCCAUGUUCAAGAGUAAACAAAUGAUGUCACCAUCCAAUACCUGUCUGAAUGCCCAUUCCAAUAUGCAGUCAUGAAUGGGUUGAUAUUAUUUAUACUGUAGUUUAAUAGCAAAUAAUGAACAAACAAAACACUCACCACACUGAGCGAGUGGCAGGCGGGCUGGCCGCCAGUUGCGGGGGUCGGAGGGAGGGUAGUAGGGACAUGUGGGUGGCGGGAAACUUAAAUAUGAUUUGGCAGCUGGGAAUUCGCAAAUGUGUGAAGCCUGCAAAAGUUGAAAAUGCGAAUGUUGAGGGAGACCUGUAGUAAAAAUAUUGACCUGGAUGACUGCUAAUAAACUUACACUUAAUUCGUACUGACAAAACCUUCUACAUUCUGUUUGGGAACAGAACAGGUGCUGACCAGCUCAACAUAAUGAUCAACAACACUCCUAUUGCUAGACAUAAUAAGGGCAAAUUCCUGGGUCUGCACCUUGACAGCAACCUGAAAUUCAACACCCAUAUCCAACAAAUAUAAAAAAAAGUAUCCAAAACAGUUGGGAUCCUCUCCAAGAUACAUUACUACGUACCACAAUCAGCCUUACUCACACUAUACUAUUCAGUCAUCUAUCCCUACCUCACCUAUGCUAUUUGUGCAUGGGGAUCAACAACAGUAACUCACCUAAAGCCAAUAAUAACCCAACAGAAAGCCGCAGUAAGAAUUAUCACACAAUCCGGUGCAAGACAGCACACACCCCAACUCUUCAAAGACCUAAACCUACUCACCGUACAGAACAUUCACACCUACUAUUGUGCAAUAUACAUUUACAGAACCAUAAUCUCUAAUUUUAACCCGGAACUAAAACAAUUUAUUGAUAGUUGCAACAGGACCCCAUAGACACAACACCAGACAUAAAAAUCUCUGACAUUCCCCGUGUCUGGCUAAACCUAUACAAAAAUUUGAUGUAUAUAAGGGGGCCUAAAAUCUGGAACUUCCUGCCUGAAAAUUCUAAAGCCACAUACUCAAUCACCAUUUUCAAAACUACCAUUAUGAAACAUCUCAUCUCCCUAACACACUCCAUCAUCAGCUAACCAAAUGAAAACCACCCAGUUCUCUUUUUUAUAUCAUCAACAUAUCCAAAACUGACUCGUUAUCUGUAAUUCCCCCAUAAUUUACACCUACACCCACCCAAAUGACUGUAAACAUAUAAUCCCUAAUACAUGUAUAGCUAUUGCCUGACU